AUGCCGGCGGCAAGAGGGGUAAAACGGACAGCUUCUAAGUCUUCGACUACUGCAACGGCCACAGGGCCUAAAAAUAAGAAAAAACGUGGAGCAAUCCAAUUGGAGAUCCCGAGUGCGCCUAAGAAAAGGGGGCGUGUUUUCACAUGCGGGCAAGGGGAUGUUGGACAAUUGGGUCUCGGAGAAGAUGUUGUGGAAACUACCAAGUUCAAAUAUGUAUCAGCUCUUGGUGACAAGAUUGUUGAUGUGUGUGCAGGUGGAAUGCACACAGUUGCCCUGGACACUGAUGGCAAGGUGUGGACAUUUGGUUGCAACGAUGAGGGAGCCCUAGGGCGAACAACCAACAGUGACAAAGACGAGGGCACAGCCAAAGCUGUAACAUUACCCAGAAAGGCCGUGGCCAUUGCAGCCGGGGACUCGCACUCCGCAGCACUACUCGACAACGGAGAUGUAUAUGCCUGGGGUGCCUUCCGGGAUUCACACGGCAGCAUGGGGCUGGUGGUGCCAUCGGGCGGGGAUCACCUUGUCGUCUUGUCCACAACCGGCUCUGUGUACACAAUGGGCUGCGGUGAACAGGGCCAAUUGGGCAGAUUGUCCCAGCGAUCCGCUUCAAGGGACGCUAGACAAGGAUUCAGUGCGCUGCUGGCGCCCUCCAAGGUGAUCCUUAAGGGCGGCGCGUCCCGCGUGUGGGCGGGGUACCACGCGACAUUCGUGCUGGACGCCAACAACGACAAAAUGUUUGCGUGGGGUCUAAAUAACUACGGCCAACUAGGCAUAACGGGCGAGAAACGGAAGACGGCGAUCUUCUCGCCGACGGAGUGCGACGCUUUCACCAGCGCCAACACCUCGUGGGGCUCGGUGGCGUGCGGGCAGCACCACUCGCUGGCCCUGGACUCCAACGGGCUGGUGUACGCCAUCGGCCGCACGGAAUACGGCAGGUUAGGAUUAGGCGACAGGACGGGUGACGCGGAAAUACUGGAGCCAAUACCGAAGCUACAGAACAAGAAGUGCGUCAACAUAGCGGCGGGCACGUGCAAUUCGUUUGCGGUCACCGACACCGGCGAGGUGUUCGCGUGGGGCAUGGGCAGCGAGGGCCAGCUGGGCACCGGCGCGGCGGCGGACGCGCUCGAGCCGGCGCCCGCCCACGCCGCGCCCUUCGACGGCCGCCCCGCCGCCAGGGUCGCCGCUGGGGGCCAGCACACCGCGCUGCUGCUGGAGGAGUCAAAAGAAACUUCACCAGCACCGGAAAGUGAAAAGGAAGAAGUAGAACAACAGCAGGAGGCGACGGAGGACAGCCAGGAGUCUGAGAAGGAGAAAGAGAAAGAGAAACCGAAGGCGCGGCCAGCGAAGAGACAGAAGAAACAAGAGCAGGAUGAAGAGAUAUCCUCUACUUCGAGCGCGCAGGCCAGUGAAGUAGCGGAAACAAAGCCGCUGAAGGUGAAUGGUGAUGAACAAAAAGAAACCCCUAUGGAAGUUGACGAAACUGAUAAAGCUGAGGACAAAAAGGACGAGGAACAAACAGCUGACACGGAGAAACAGAGCGAGGAAGCGGAUAAGCAGAGUGAAGACACGGAGCCCGAGCAAGAAGAGAGCAAACCGGACACAAUGGACACCUCUAGCCAAGGGACCACAGACAGCGAAUCCAAGCCUAUGGACAGCGAGGAGCAGAAGGACGAGGCGAUGGACAGAGACGAAGACAGAGAGGAGCAGAGGGAGAGGGAAGAGGUCAACGGGACGGAGAGGGAAACGGUGGACAGCAAAAUGGACAGCCUUAUACCGAGCGACAACGCGCUGACCACCUCGGCG
Molecule: messenger RNA, 1803 nt
Organism: Iphiclides podalirius (scarce swallowtail)
Lineage: Eukaryota; Metazoa; Arthropoda; Insecta; Lepidoptera; Papilionidae
Source: the annotation of a GenBank genome assembly